AUGGAUUCCGCGAUGGAUACGGCGUCCACGGCCAGUGAUCACAGCAUCGCCUCGUCGAACGAUUCCCGUGGUCAGAACAUUUCACCCUCGAUCUCGCACACCCACAACGGUGGCAGUGGCCACCACACCCACCAUCACCCGCAUCCGCACCAUCCGCACUCUCACCCGCACCCGCUGGACAAGACGCGGACCCCGACGCCCGUCAGCCCGGUGCUCAACAGCCACAACAACAGCAACGGCGGCGGCGGGGGAGGCGGUGCCGGAGGCGGCGGGGGCCCUGGGCCGCUGAGUAACCAUCACGGAUCGGGGCGGCAGCUUUCGGCCAGUCCGCUGAGUGCCGGGGCCCAGGCCCAGAUGAUGGGUCACCUGGCGCACCCGCUCAGCCCGCCGCACGUCUCCACGCCGAGCAGCAUGGCCGGCAUGGUCGGGAUGCCACCGCGGAUGGCCCAAAGCCUGUCGCACCUGCCCCCGCACGGACUGGGCCUGCUGAACUCCUUCAUGCACCAUGCCAGCCCGCUCGAUCUUAUGGCCGCAGCGCACCACCACGUGCCACCCCGGUCGUACAACAGCCCGCCGCCCAUUUCCAGUUCGGACCCCACGGCCAACGAGUGCAAGCUGGUGGACUAUCGCGGCCAGAAGGUGGCCGCCUUCAUGAUCCAGGGUGAGACGAUGCUGUGCCUGCCGCAGGCGUUUGAGCUCUUCCUGAAGCAUCUCGUCGGCGGCCUGCACACGGUCUACACCAAGCUGAAGCGCCUGGACAUCGUGCCCCUCGUGUGCAACGUCGAGCAGGUGCGCAUCCUGCGUGGGCUUGGCGCCAUCCAGCCCGGCGUAAAUCGCUGCAAGCUGUUGUCCUGCAAGGACUUCGACGUGCUCUACCGAGACUGCACGACGGCCAGAUGCUUGUCCAUAAAGCCACCUGAGAGUCUUAACUCCAGUAACUCUCUGCUAUCGCACAGUUCCAGGCCCGGCAGACCGCCGAAGCGAGGCCCAGUAGGACUCUCGAUGCCGACGUCGCACAUGCAGCACCAUGCGCAACUGAAGAAGCACCGCCUGGACAACGGGGAGUUCGUGUACGAGAACGGACACCUUAACGAUCUGCCGCGAUUGGACAAAUCGCCGUUGCUGGCAAACGGCUACAAUGCGCCACCGACGCACCUGAACCACAUACCCUUCAUGCAGAUGAACCCGCAUCAGGCGGCCGGUGGCCAUCCGCUGAUCAGUCCCGGCGUCAACCCGCACGGCAUCCCGCGGCCCGACGGCUCCAUCAUCAAGGGCCAGAACAUCCCGGGCAUGGAGGCGAUCGCAAGGUCGCACCACUCCGCCGGGCUUUGGGAAAAUUGCAGAGCUGCCUACGAGGACAUCGUGAAGCACCUUGAAAGACUGCGCGAGGAGCGGGGCGAUGACAGGACACCAAACGUUGACCACAAACCGCGUGAUCUGAGUUCGCAGGGCAGCGGUCCCAUUCUCGCCGAAUCGCCGAAUGGCCAGAGUCCGGCGCUGAACCUGUCGAAGUCCGGAGUUGGCGAGCACUCGGGAGGCGGUGGCGCUAGCGGUGGAAGCGGCGGGGCCGGAGGUGGAAGCCGCGCCCUCAGCGAACGGAGUAACCCGAACUCGCCGGAACCGUCCGUGCACGAGGAGGACGAAAACAUGAGCGAAGCCAACAUAUCCGACACGGAAGAACCGAUCGAGAAGGACGAAGACAUCAGCGAUUGCGAACGAGACAUGCAUUCGCCGGUGCCGGCAACCGUUCCGAUUCCGGUUCCGCAGGAUAUCGAGGCGCACCGGCAGCAGGCACUCAACUACUCCAGCCUGGCAGCGUCGGUCGCUGUGGGCGCAGCCGUGGCAACUGGCCAGGAUCCGUCCAUCUCCUCUACCGAGACGCUACUGCGCAACAUCCAGGGUCUGCUGAAGGUGGCCGCGGAUAAUGCCCGGCAGCAGGAGCGCCAGACAUCCUACGAGAAAGCCGAACUGAAGAUGGACUUGAUUCGGGAGCGGGAGGUGAAGGAUUCCUUCGAGCGUCAGUUGGCCGAUGAAAAGCGACUCCGAGCUUUGUACCAGAAACGGUUCAAGAAGGAGCGGCGAUUACGGAUGCAGAUACAGGAGCGCCUGGACGGGGAGCGCAAGCGGCGUGUGCAGCUAGAGGACAUCAUCAAGGCAUCCGGAGCACCGGCCGAAGCACUGCGAAUCAUUGCAGAAAACAUCACCAGCGAGCAGCAGCAGCGCGAGAAGGAGCGCGAGCGGGAGUCUGAGCGGGAGAAGGAGCGGGACAAGGAGCGGGAGCGCGACCGGGAACGACGAGAGCAACGUGAUAAAGGACAGGAACGUGAGCGAGAGCACCAUCAUCCGCAGGCAUCCGGUGGUGCGUCGGCGUUGGACCGCAACCGGGAGUCACGGGGUGGCGGCUCCGAAGAGGCAAGGCAUCGCGGGGAGCUCGGGGAGCGGGAACGAAGAGCCUCCUCGUCCGAGCGCUACUCGAAGGAGGGCAGCCCGGCACCGAUCCUGUCGUCCUCGUCACGUCCGAGCCAGGAAGUGUCACCUUCGCAGCCGCAAAUUAGUGAAGGCAAGUCCUGGAACUAUCCCGGGCUCGACAUCAUGGCCACCGGAGCCUUCUGGCAGAAUUAUUCCGAAUCACUCGCCCAAGAGCUUGAACUGGAGCGGAAGGCGCGCCAGCAGGCUGUGGAGGGUGACGUUAAGGGACCGCUGCAGGAUCGCUCGAAUUACUACAAAAAUUCCGUACUGUACACUAGUGCCACUUAGUUCAAAUUAACGCUAAUCUGUACAACCACAUUUUCAACACCACUAUCGUACUGGUAUCACGUAACACAUGUGCAAUUACACUGAGAAAAAAGAGAUCGGUCUGCAUGGGACGGCUGAAGGAAUGGACUUCUACCGGGUUAGACGAAGGAUGUGAAAAUGUAGUGAUUAUUGAAGCAUGUAAUGGAAGAGUAUUAAUAAUGCAGUAUUGAUUGACAAUGGUAAUAAACAAAAUCGGUCAAACAAAAUUCAUUCUUUUACAUAGGAAGUCAUUUGUAAGCUUUUACUUGUGUGACACACUAAGAAUGUUCAAUAAAUGUAGGAAGAGGUGAUGGCAGCAAGUCAGAGCCACUUUGGAGGAUAUAUUUAGAAAUGUAGAUGUGAGAGGCAUUGCUGAAACCAGUCAGAUCUCAUCGGUGUACAUGAUUCGAUUUGAUUUUGAUCAGCUGUCCAGGACGAUCGACGGGAUCGCACGAUUACUUCGAACAGUCGCAAUAUUUAGCCAUACGACGAACAAUUUUGUUGAAUCGUCACCCAAAUUUAUCAACAUCAUACACACAUACACACCAUAUAAACCAUCUCAAAGGACUUGUAUAAACGACUUUCCCCAUUUGUAGGGAGUAGAGGACGGCCAACGAUACUUGGUGUUGCUGUAGCAAGAAGCUUCUGACACACAGGCACAUUCUGGUAUAUAGUAAUGGGAGUAGUGAACUUAUGAAUAACUAUUGGCAUCGCAUAGUAUUUAGAUCUGUAAAAAAAAUUAACUGCGUGCGGUAGGCAAAACUGUGCAUGAAGCCCGACUAUCAUCGAUAGGUAACCGAUAACAGUAGGUGAAAUUUGAAUUACAAAGAAAAAAAAUCGUUCGAGACAGGAAAACAUUUUAUAAACAAAUUUCGUAACUUUUUAUGUUUCGAUGCAGAUGUUGUCGAAAGCGUCAAGGAUACGGCAAAGGGUGUGGAUUAUAUCCCAAAAUUAAUAGUGUACAUAACGAAGUAAUAAGGAUAAUAUUAUCCGUGGUUUUAGUUUGCAUUUACAACAUGAAUAGGUGUAUGUAUGAAAAUGGACUUACAUUUAGUCGUGCUAUUAUUUAUUUCUAUAUUUUAUUUAUGGGUUUUAGACGAUCGGUUGCCCUAAGUGGAACACUGUUUGAUUAUUCGCAACGAAUGAUUUUGCUUCUAAAUUAUGCAAGCUUAUUGUUAUGCAUUAGGUUUAAAUAAUUGUAUUUUAAUACACAAUAUGAAAUGUGCUAUGUGCUACAAAUCACAAAAUAAAACUGUAUUCAUUA
Anopheles coustani is the source of this 4039-nucleotide messenger RNA. It is a transcript of the gene dac, whose product is annotated as dachshund homolog 2. Bases 1 to 2757 code for a protein of 918 amino acids. The record is from RefSeq and is a predicted model, not a curated record. The transcript is spliced from 12 exons. Lineage: Eukaryota; Metazoa; Arthropoda; Insecta; Diptera; Culicidae.